Anopheles funestus (African malaria mosquito) is the source of this 2502-nucleotide messenger RNA. RefSeq lists its product as uncharacterized. Bases 466 to 2481 code for a protein of 671 amino acids. The transcript has 4 exons. The record is from RefSeq and is a predicted model, not a curated record. NCBI's taxonomy places the organism in Eukaryota, Metazoa, Arthropoda, Insecta, Diptera, Culicidae.
GCAAACCGAGUGGGGUGAAAAUGAACAAAAUAGCGUGUAUCCUGCUCUAAAUUGUAUAUCUUGCUAGCUCGCACUCAUAGCUUAAUUUUUUGUGACGUCACACUCUCCGGUUUCGGUUUAUUUCGUUAUCAUGCUUUUCGCUUUCACUCCUAUUCCGUUCUUGCUUGCACUCGCAUGCGAAGUAGGCAGUGCAAAUUUGGUUCUGCAACCGUUAAAAUGUAUGUGUGUGGAAUCGCACACAUACAUCACACUUGCUUGCACUUCUAACACGUGAAACAGCUAGACAGUUUUUCUAACCAAGAAAAAAAGAAGAAGGGGGAAAACGCAUAGGUAUUAUUUGUUUACAUUUGUUUAAUAGACUUUGUGGUUUUGGCAGCAGUAUUUUCAUCUUUCGAUUCCGGUGUGUUCAGUGUUAAAAAGGUUUAAAAACAGCGAUCAGUGAAAGUGUUCUCAUAGCGUAAAAGUAUGGCCGAUUUAAAACGUGCUCGAAAAUCUGGAAUCUUUUAUCGUAGAGCUGCAAAAUAUAUGAAGAUUGAUCCCUCAGAGAAGGAUGAACAAGAAGCAGGACCAAGCCAAACAAAUCCUGAAGAACUAUCCUCAAACAGUGUUGAAGAUGAAGCCUGUGUUCCAGGCCCAAAUUUAAACCAGGACGAAGAAGAUAUCGAAGAAUUGAUUGACUACACAUAUGCUGACGACAGUUCUUCCGAAGAUGGUGAUCCUGAUACCAACGAUAGUGAUGCGGUAUUUCCAAAUAUCGAGAACAUGCCAUUGAUCGAUGGAAUUCGUUACUGGGCACUUUCUACCAACGCGCCACAUAGUUCCGUAAAUAUUAUAUUAAAACUUUUCAAAAAGGCCAACGUAAAGGUUCCUUUAAAUGCAAAAACGUUGUUAAGGACCAAACGAAAUCCUUCAUCGGAGAUCACGGAGAUUGGUGGUGGGCAGAUGUGGUAUCGUGGAAUAGGAAAAUGUUUGCUGAAUUACUUCCGCUUCAAUAAGAUUUCUACUAAUGAACUAUCAUUGACGAUGUCGUUCGACGGACUGCCACUGCACAAUAGCAGCAAGAUGGAGUUUUGGCCUAUACUUUUUACUAUAUACGAAUUACCUCAAGCCCCAGUAAUGACAGUAGCAAUAUAUUGCGGUGCAGGCAAGCCCACCAGUGUUGAGGAUUACCUCCGGCCAAUGGUGGAGGAACUGAAUAACCUCAUGACACACGGCAUUUCAAUCAACGGAGAACAUGUAAUUGUUAAGCUACGUGUAAUUGUUGCAGAUACUCCAGCCAGAUGUUUUAUUAAAGGUGUUAAAGGCCAUACUGGUUAUUCGUCGUGCUUAAAAUGUACCGUGACAGGCACAUACCACGACGAAGGACAUACAAUGACGUUCCCAGGCCUAAAUGCACCAAAAAGAACGGACAAAGGCUUUAGAGACAACGCAUAUCCAGAGCAUGUUAUAAAAUCAACGCCACUUUUAGAUGUGGCAGGAUUCGACAUUAUCAAGGACGUAGUUAUUGCGGACCGUUUACAUCUCAUCGAUCUUGGCGUCAUGAAAAGGUUGCUUAUUGGUUGGCGCGAUGGAAAACUUUGCAAAAAACGGUGGUUGGAUCGUCAAAUAGCAAACGUUUCAGAGCUGCUGGAAAAGAUUUCAUUACCAAUCGAAAUCCACCGCAAACUUCGCUCAAUGAAAUUUUUACGAUACUGGAAGGGAUCAGAGUGCGCAUCAUUCCUUCAUUACGCAUCAAUAGUGGUUUUGAAGCAGCAUCUUCCUGAAUCUAUGUAUAACCAUUUCAUGUUGCUAUUUUGUGCAGUAACUUUGUUCUCAUCCGCUGUAUACGAAGAUAAGUGGCAAUUCGCCGGACAGUUGCUCGACCGUUUUGUUCAAGACUUUGAGAAAGUUUACGGUGAAAGGUACGUGAACAGUAACGUGCAUAAUUUGCAACAUGUCUAUGAAGAAGUGCAACGAUUUGGACCAUUAUCAUCAAUAUCUACAUACCCAUUCGAAAAUCAAUUACAACACUUGAAAAAAUCAUUACGAAGUGGGUGGAAGAAUUUAGAGCAGGCAGUUAAUCGCCUUUCUGAAUUUGAGGAAUUUAAUCUGUCUAAAGCUCCGGUCCAAAAGUAUCCUUCAGUUUCAGAGAAAGGCAAAAUAACAACUGUUUAUGUGCGCCCUAGCUUUUUGCUUCGUAACAAUCCCAGAAACUGUUGGUUCUUAACUAAAGACGAAAUUAUUAUGAAUUUUAACGGAGCCAGCCAAAAUAAUGACGGCAACAUAAACAUCAAAGGCCAUAGACUAAAUGUUAAAGGGUUGGUUUUCAACGACCCGAUGGAAUCGAGCGAACUAUCAAUCUAUAAAGGUUUCAAAAAAGAUUUAUCAGAUACUCCGUUAGAAAUUUUCAUCCAAGAAAUAAAAUGUAAAUUAGUUGCGGUACAAUUAAAUCGAAACCAUGAGAUAAUAUUUGUGCCAUUAGUUCAUACAUUAGUAAAAUAAAAUAUAAAACUUCGAAUAGUU